AUGGCGGUGACGCAGCACGAUGGUGCGGCUGCUUCUACGCGGCCCGCCACCUCUUUGCGGGUUUUGGAGCUUAGCGAUGAAUUUGUGAAGCUCCUCGGCGUGGAGCGCGAUGCUGCAGAGUCCCUUCAGAUUGUCUUUGCGGCGCGGUGCAGGCAACUGCUGCCCGUUCGAAGGGGCACGCACGACGACCGUAACAAGGGGACGAAUGAGAAGUUUUCGACACGUGUUGCCUCGCGUGUAGUGCUACUGACAGGUAGCGGCACGCUUUUUGUGCUGAAGAAUCGUCUUGCCAACGGCUGUCGGAUGAUGGAGCGCCUGGAGUUUGGUGCGCAUCUUCAUCCACACGAUAGGCAGGCAAGGAGGAGAGGGCAGAUGACACGCCGGCAACGCAAAACACACAGCGACGAGGAUGAGGAUGAUGAGGCAUUUCAUUUUUUCGGAUACGGUUCCACGCACAGGGGAUGGCCGUUGGUGCGCAUAGACGUCAAUGUGGAUGAGAAGCCUAUUAGGGGGAUGCAGUCCAUCUGCAUCACGGGCUGGGCACACAGAUCAAGGAAAUGGGUCCCGCAAACAGCAGGGCCUUUUUCUCCUGGUGCCGGUCAAACCGUAAGGAGCCCGAAGACUGGCUCCUCUGCUACCGCUGCUGCUGCUGUUGGUGGUGGGGCAACGUCAUUAUCGAGCCCGUCGUCUUUGGCGAGACGACAUGAAAGGGAAGGAAAGGGGAAGAAUAGUUGCAACACGAUGAAGGUGCGUUUUGUGUUGGCACUGCAGUUCUACGCCACGUUGGGUUUGUUGGGGAGCGUCCUGGCACUGAAGAUUAAGCAGAUCGCGACCCACUUUGGGCGCCUUGGAAUCAUGACAUUCACUCUCAACCACUUCAGUCAGUCGUUGCAUCACGCACGACAAAACAUGGCGCUUUUUGCUGCGGAGUCACUGUCAUCAUUGCCAACCCCUCCCCCACGUGGUGGUGGCUCAUUCGCCUUCUUGCUAUCGCUGCGGCAUUUAUUUCGGCUCCGUCAUUUGGUGCAGUGGGUGAAGAAACGGAAGCUGCACCGCCGAAUAAGUCUGAAGGACGUGGUCUGCAACGGCAUUCCGAUGCCUCCCACCAUGACGGUGUAUGAAAAUGAAGACGGGGAAGAAAAAGAUGCUUCCUUGCGUUCUUCGUCGUCAUCUGUCAGUUCUUCCUUGUCUUCAUCGGAAUUGGCGGCGAUGUACACGACGGACGAAGAGGCUGAGCGGGAGGCGGGGUUGGCUGAGCUGGAGGACCGUUGUUUCUCCACAGACAACACACUGCUGGACGAUGACAUCUUCAACGCUCGAAUUAUAGGGUUGCUUGACGAUAUUACACGAGUGGAGGGUAUUUUGAUGGCCCAGCGGCUGCAAGGGCAAUAG
Molecule: messenger RNA, 1392 nt
Organism: Trypanosoma cruzi
Lineage: Eukaryota; Euglenozoa; Kinetoplastea; Trypanosomatida; Trypanosomatidae
Exons: 1
Coding region: 1-1392 (463 amino acids)
Source: RefSeq, a predicted model, not a curated record